AUGGGUUCUUACGACCCUUUCCCUGCUUCUCCUCCCACCUCACCGCCCAAUGGGUUGAAUGGUCAACAGGAUGGUUAUUCCGCCCCCUUGUUUGUUCAACAGCCAAACAUUCUAUUCAUCAUGGCAGACCAAUUGGCCGCGCCUCUGUUGAAAAUGCAUAACCCAAAAUCCCAGAUCAAGACACCAAAUCUUGACAAGCUGGCAGAACGCUCUGUCGUUUUCGACUCGGCCUACUGCAAUUCUCCGCUGUGUGCCCCCUCGCGGAUGUGUCUCAUGAGUGGUCAGCUCCCUUCGAAGAUCAAGUCCUAUGACAAUGCCUCUUCAAUUGGGUCUGACAUCCCAACCUAUGCUCACUAUCUCAGGUCAGCAGGCUAUGAGACCACGUUGGCUGGCAAGAUGCACUUUAUUGGUGACCAGCUUCAUGGCUAUGAGAAUCGCUUGACUGCGGAUAUCUACCCAGGAGACUAUGGUUGGGCUGUGAAUUGGGAUGAACCAGACCGGAGGUUGGAGUGGUACCACAACAGUAGUUCCAUCUUGCAAGCAGGGCCUUGUGUGAGGACCAACCAGUUAGACUAUGAUGAGGAAGUUCUUUAUAAGUCCAAACAGUACCUCUAUGACUAUGCCAGAGCAGGCCCCGAAAAGCGACCUUUUGCCCUGACCGUGUCAUUCACACAUCCACAUGACCCCUAUGCAAUUGAGGACAAGUACUGGGACCUGUACGAGGGAGUUGACAUCGACCUACCCGACGUCAACAUCGAUGAAGAGGACCAAGACCCUCACAGCAAGCGUCUCAUGCAUGUCUGCGACCUUAAGGGCUACAGAUUCUCUGACGAGCAAAUCAAGCGUGCCAGAAGAGCCUACUACGGAGCCGUUAGCUACGUGGAUGACAACAUUGGCCAAUUGCUUUCAGUCUUGAAGAAAUGCGGAUUGGAUGAAAAUACAAUCGUCAUGUUCUCAGGAGAUCACGGUGACAUGCUGGGCGAGCGAGGCCUUUGGUACAAGAUGUCCUACUUUGAGAAUUCUGUCCGCGUGCCUAUGCUCAUCAGCCACCCCAAGCAAUUCAACCCGCACCGAGUCUCCCAAAGCGUCUCGACUUUGGAUUUGAUGCCAACGCUAGUAGAUCUCGUCGGCGCCAAGUUGAUCCCCGGUUUACCUGUCGACGGUAUCUCAUUGAUCCCUCAUUUGUAUGGUAUUGGUGGUCACGACACCGUCUUCGCCGAAUACAUGGGCGAGGGAACAGCAGCGCCACUGAUGAUGAUCAGACGAGGUGAUUGGAAGUACAUCACUUGCCCAGUCGACCCACCUCAGCUGUUCAAUCUGCGGAAUGACCCUAAGGAGCUCGAAAACAUGGCCACGAGCCAGGACCCAGAGACCCAGGCGAUCUUCAAAGCUUUCGAGGCCGAGGCGCACAAGAAAUGGGACUUUGCAGGCAUCACUGAAGACGUCCUGCAAACUCAGCGUCAACGCAGACUGGUGUGGAGCGCACUCAGCAAGGGUCGUUUCGAAAGCUGGGACUGGAAAGGUGACGCGGCAGACGAUGGUCGCUACAAGUACAUCCGGUCGCAAAUGCCCCUGGAUGAUCUGGAAAGAAAAGCCAGAUAUCCCACCUACAGCUACGUCCCAGCCGACAUGACCGUGAAUGCGAAAGCUGAACUGGUCAUCCGUCAACCUCAGCAUCUGGUCGACAUGGCCACCGCCCCCGCCCACUAUCGCUGA
Exophiala aquamarina CBS 119918 is the source of this 1716-nucleotide messenger RNA. RefSeq names its product choline-sulfatase. Lineage: Eukaryota; Fungi; Ascomycota; Eurotiomycetes; Chaetothyriales; Herpotrichiellaceae. The coding region runs from base 1 to 1716 and encodes 571 amino acids. The record is from RefSeq and is a predicted model, not a curated record. The transcript has a single exon. Gene Ontology annotation, molecular function: sulfuric ester hydrolase activity.